GAGGGACUCAUUAACCAAGUAGCCAUCGAUGUAGAUGGUUCGGAAAGGCGUGACCCACAAAUGGAUUGGUGAAAACCUGUGACACAGUGUUUGUGAAAAAGAAAUAGGUUAAAAUGAAUCCCCUUGCCCUUUUGGUCGCUUUUAUGCUGAUGGGGGACGUUAGGGCGAUAGUUGAACUGAACUGUAGUGAUAAUGCUACGUGUAUAGACCACAUGGCGAAGGAGAUUCUGAGGAGUUUGAAGGAGCAGAAAUCUGUGAGGGUGUUCAAUGUGUUAACGAUAGAACCAUUGAGGACGAGGCAGGCGCGGUCAAAGGACUGGUGGCUGACGAACUUCUUGGAUAGUCACGCGUUUAGUUUUGACUGGAACGACUACACCUUCAGACUAUCACAGGUGGAUGGACGCAAUGACGCAUUGGAUUUGGAGAUCUACGAUGGAAGAACUGCUAAAGUGGUCGAUAAAUCAACUCCCGAGCAAGAGGGCCUGGAUUCUAGCUCCAAGCCAGAUGUUUCGGAUCCGAACGCGAAAAAAUCGAGCAGCAAAAAUGAAGAAGAGAAACCUGAUGAUAAGAAAGCGGUCCACAAGUUGGGUCUACGCAGGCGUCAGAAGAAGAAAGUGAUGCAAGUGAUAAUCCCUCUCUUAUUCGGCAUGAAAUCAGCAGGGAUGGCAAUGUUCGCCAUGGCGAUAGUAACCGUGUUGACCUUGAAGGCAUUCUUAGCGAGCAAAGUGGCACUCCUGGUCACAGUAGGAAUGGCAGUCAAGAAGCUGUAUGAGACUUAUGGAAGUGGCGUCGGUUUACAAAACCACCCGUAUCUUUACUCGCAAUAUCCGAUCGAUUUUCCGAGCGCCUCCUCGCACGCAUACUCCGUUAGCGGAGUGAGCCCACAAUUCGCGUCACCGGAGAUGUAUAGCCCCACCGCGAUGGGAGCCCACGGGCAGACCAAUGAGAUAAUACACCAGAGCGACGCGAGCGCUCAGCAGUCGCAACAGGCGCCCACAAUGCUCGUUAACUCAACGAGAGCGGCUGAGAGAUGGGACGGCUUCCGGAGACGUCCAAUGUUUUAUGGACAGUCGCGCGCUACUUCAGAAUCCUUUUCGGCCUACCGCCAUCGCCAUUGAAUCCAGCCCAGACUAUGACCAUGCCCAUGUUCGUAAUGCCACAGAUGUACGGUCCCCCCAUCACAAUGCCGCCGUCUCAGUAAACAAAAUUGGACACACACAUGGAUCAAGUGGCGAUUUUAAUGCCAAGCAUAACGCCAAGCUAAAUGCCAUUCUGUCACGUGGCUUGAUCCGAGUUUUGUGAUAAUCGUGGCAGUCUGGCAUUUAGCUUAAAAUAACAAUAGCAAUGUUUUAAUUUCCUGGACAUGGAAAUUUUUCUUUUCACUUAAAUUUGGCCCUUGUCUCGUCCAGAACUUAAGACAUUGCGACUCCCGACCUUAAAGACUGAAAACUUAAUAUUUUGAAAUGCGCGAGCCCGUCGACUUUAUUUUAAUUGUAUUGUAAUUUAUUUUUAAGUUAUUUAAGACUUAUUUAUUCAGCACUUAGUUAAAUACAAUAAUGUUAAAGAAGUG
Molecule: messenger RNA, 1570 nt
Organism: Spodoptera frugiperda (fall armyworm)
Lineage: Eukaryota; Metazoa; Arthropoda; Insecta; Lepidoptera; Noctuidae
Exons: 6
Coding region: 114-1118 (334 amino acids)
Source: RefSeq, a predicted model, not a curated record